Messenger RNA from Momordica charantia (bitter melon), 1786 nucleotides. Its product is annotated as gibberellin receptor GID1C. The record is from RefSeq and is a predicted model, not a curated record. Gene Ontology annotation, biological process: floral organ morphogenesis; positive regulation of gibberellic acid mediated signaling pathway; raffinose family oligosaccharide biosynthetic process. NCBI's taxonomy places the organism in Eukaryota, Viridiplantae, Streptophyta, Magnoliopsida, Cucurbitales, Cucurbitaceae. Gene Ontology annotation, cellular component: cytoplasm; nucleus. Gene Ontology annotation, molecular function: hydrolase activity; gibberellin binding.
UGAUCCUUCUUUCUUCAGAGUUGGAGCCUCAGAGACCCCAAGUUACGCGGCAAAUGGCUCUUCCUCCAAUGGGUUCGCGAUUUUGAGCUCGGAUUUUGCUUCCAUUUCGAGAUCUUGAAUCCGUUGGGUCGCCGGAGGGGGUUUAUUGAAGGGGUUUUGUGUUUUUUCUUUUUGUUCUUGGUGGGUUCGAUUCGAUGAUGGCUGGAAGUAGUGAAAUCAAUCUCAACGAGUCGAGGAUGGUGGUUCCACUAAAUACCUGGGUUCUCAUUUCCAACUUUAAGUUGGCUUACAAUCUUCUUCGUCGUCCUGAUGGGACCUUCAAUCGGCAUUUGGCAGAGUUUCUUGACCGGAAAGUCCCAGCCAAUGCUAACGCUGUUGAUGGGGCUUUCUCGUUUGAUGUCAUUAUCGAUCGCGCUACGAGCCUCCUUUGUAGAAUAUAUCGCCCUGCCAAUGGAGGCGAACCUCAGACUACAAACAUUGUUGAUCUUGAGAAGCCUGUGGAUUCUGAGGUCGUGGUCCCUGUUAUUGUUUUCUUUCAUGGUGGAAGCUUUGCGCAUUCGUCUGCUAAUAGUGCUAUCUACGACACUCUAUGUCGUCGAUUGGUCAGUCUUUGCAAGGCUGUUGUUGUCUCUGUGAAUUACAGGCGUGCACCUGAAAAUCGGUAUCCAUGUGCUUAUGAUGAUGGAUGGACUGCACUCAAGUGGGUACAUUCGAGGUCAUGGCUUCAAAGUAAAGACUCGAAAACGUACAUUUAUUUGGCUGGCGAUAGUUCGGGUGGAAACAUUGUACACCAUGUUGCAUCAAGAGCAAUAAAGUCGGGAAUCGAAGUAUUCGGCAAUAUACUUCUUAAUCCAAUGUUUGGAGGACAGGAAAGAACUAAAUCUGAGAUUCGGUUGGAUGGAAAGUAUUUCGUCACCAUCCGGGAUAGAGACUGGUAUUGGAGGGCCUUCCUCCCUGAAGGAGAAGAUAGAGACCAUCCAGCAUGUAAUCCCUUCGGCCCGAGGGGUAAUAGCCUCGAAGGAAUCAAGUUCCCGAAGAGCCUCGUCGUGGUGGCUGGUUUAGAUCUCGUCCAGGACUGGCAAUUGGCUUAUGCCAAAGGGCUUGAGAAGGAUGGCCAAGAAGUGAAACUUUUGUAUCUUGAGCAGGCAACCAUUGGCUUCUAUUUGCUACCGAAUACCGAUCACUUCUAUACCGUCAUGGACGAGAUAAGUGAAUUUGUGAGAUCUGACUAUUAAUAGAGUUGACACUAUCUACACGCAGCCGUAUCUAACAGAACCAUAACAUUCCUCUCGCGAUAAGAGAGGUCGUUUUAUAAGAUUGUGUAGUAAUACGACUUACCAUUUUGUUGAUUAUCAUGUUAUUUGUCUUCUCCCCUUUGGGUCUGGCUCUUGUUGGUGUAAAACAUGGCUGAAACUCGGUCACCAGACUCGAAGUUACGACGAUUCAGCAUCUAGCUGGACCGGGUUGCUAUCUUCUUCUAGAUUUUGGAGGUAACUGUUUGCUAUGGCUCUCUUAUGGCAGCAAGAGCAGCAUAGCUUCUAAGUGCAGCAGAGUUGCAGUUUAACAUUACCCGCGCUGGCAUCUCGCUGCAACGCGACGUAGAGGAAACGAUCCAAGUUUACGGGUAACUUUUUCGGUAGCUUGGUUUCAUUCCUGCUUAGUGAUGAUAUAUAUAUAUAUAUAUAUAUAAUUUUCAGAACAUGGUUGUGGAAACAUCCAUGAUAUUGUGAUUCUAUAUGUUUAUAUACAUGUUCUAGAAUAUAUGGAAAAAGUUUGCUUAUUUUAA